Molecule: messenger RNA, 837 nt
Organism: Achroia grisella
Lineage: Eukaryota; Metazoa; Arthropoda; Insecta; Lepidoptera; Pyralidae
Product: trypsin epsilon-like
Exons: 5
Coding region: 1-837 (278 amino acids)
Biological process (GO): proteolysis
Molecular function (GO): serine-type endopeptidase activity
Source: RefSeq, a predicted model, not a curated record
AUGAAAAAUUCCUUACAUUUUCUAAAUUAUAUAUUUGUAUUACUAAUAUAUGGGAGAUUUUCGUUAUAUUGUAAGCCAUUAUUGAAUAAAAAAGAUGGUCUUCAGGGUAAAAUUAUAGGAGGCGAGGCCGUGCCUAUGGAAAGAUUUCCAAUUUCUGUGCAGUUCUUUAAUGCAGGAGCAAUGUGUGGUGGAGUUAUACUUAGUAGUUGGAGUGUUAUUACUGCUGCGCAUUGUUUCGACGUGAAUGCUAAUGUUAAUGAUAUGAUUGUAUAUGUCGGGUCGAGGUAUAACUACGACUUCAAUGCUAAAGCGCAUGAUAUAUUGUCGUUUGUAAUCCACGAGAGAUACAACCAAAGUACACAAUUCGCCUGCGAUAUUGCGUUGUUAUUCCUCCAAACACCUAUAAAGAUUACAAAUAAAUCCGAGAAAGCUUUAAUUGUGACCCAUAACAGGUGGAUGAAUGCGAAAGAGAAGCAAUUUAUCGUCACAGGCUGGGGCUGGACUACAUACGGUGGUCCGAUAUCGGAAAGCGGUUUGAUGAUGACUACUCUCCAAUUUGUUCCCACGACAAAGUGUGAAAUAGUUGAUAAAAGUAAGGCAGCAAAAGAUAUGUUUUGUUUAUAUGGUGGGGGACAGAGGGAUACUUGCAGAGGAGACUCUGGGGGUGGAGUACUUUGGAAUGGAAUGCUAGUGGGCAUUACGUCACAUGGUGAUGGAUGCGCUAAAAAAGACAAACCAAGCGUGUACGCCAACGUUUGGUAUCUAAAGGACUGGAUAGAAGAAACAUUUUAUAAGUUUAUGGAGGAAUAUUGCCAGAAUUCAGAUUGGACGACAUAA